UUAGAAAGUUUAUUUUCGUGUAGCCAACAAAUAAGAUAGUUAUUAUUCAUUCAAAUUUUCUGUAAGAAAUAACCAUCGUGUGUAUGAAAUAUAAAAACCAUCCUUGUGAGGAGGAUUUGUCAAUCUUAGUCCGUCGUGGUCAUAAGUCAUAAUCAUCAGUUGGCCAUCGUGGCAAGGAUAUCAAUAAUACUCUGCCCCUCCUAAUUCCUAUAUCCUAAUUUUUCAAGUAACCAUAGUACCAUUAGCAGUGAUUUUUUUUUAACUUUAGUGUUUUUUUGAACGUUUGUUUUAAAACGUUUUUGCUUGUAUAAUCUAUUAUUGAAUUAAUCAUGUGAAAUAUUGUACAUUGUUUUAUUUUCUGUAAGUUGUUACACAGACAUAUACACCAAAAAUGACAAUUUCUGUGAUACCUAAUCAAAAAAAAAAAAACAUUAAUUUAAGUCAAAAAUUAUAUUAAUAUGUUGAAUAAUGAAUGCUAAAGAACGUGCACGUAAUAGAUGGAAAUUAUUGGCAAAUACAGUCAGUAAAAAAUGUCAAGACCAGAUAUUUGCUUCACAAAUAAGCUAUGAUCUCUUUAAUAUCGAAUGCAUCAAUACUGAGUGGUCUAAAUAUUCUUCAUGUGUUCAAAACAAUAAUUUCUCAGCAAUUGUAUGUCGAUCUCCUAUAAUUGUUACGCCUGAGGAACUUAUGGGCUUUAACAAUACGGGGAAUGUCCGUAUAUGGCCAUCUGAAGAAGUAUUAGCUUACUAUGUACUAUCAAAUCUGGAUUCAUUCAGAGAUAAGACUGUACUUGAGCUGGGCGGUGGUAUGAGCUGUUUGGCUGGUAUAAUGGCUGCUCUGUAUGGUUUUUGUAGUGAUGUUCAUUUGACUGAUGGAAAUCCGAAUUCUGUAUACAACGUUGAGCGUAUACUUGAGAAAAAUGUGUUCACAACCAAAGUAACUUGUUCGGUGUUGAAAUGGGACCAAAGACCUGCAAACAUUUGUCAUUAUGAUGUCGUACUAGCCGCUGAUUGCCUGUUUUUUGAUGAAGCUCGUGACGAUUUGGUGCAUACUAUUGCAGCAUCAUUGUCAUUUGGUGGAGUUGCAUUGGUUGCAGCACCAAAACGAGGGACUACUUUGUACGAGUUCAUAAAAAUGGCACAGCAAGAGGGUUUGAUAUGCACCGUACAACAAAACUACAAUACUCUGGUAUGGGAACGUCAUUCUAAACAGGUUCUCUACAAUCCAUCAUAUGAUGCUGAUUCGCAUUAUCCCUUGUUGAUAAGUAUUACCAAAGCGACCAAAAUUAUUGAUUGCCAAUUUCAAUAAAAUAUUUAAGAAAAAAUUAUAUACAUCGGUUAAAAUUAAAAUAUUGGAUCUGACAAUCCAGAAUUUUCAGUAGAUAAAUACUUGACUAUAUCUACCAUAUUAAAAAAAUCACAAUAAUGAUCAACUUCUGGGAAUCAGUAUGUUUUAAAUGAUAUCUGCAAUGGCGGAUCCGCAGGAUUGCACAAUUAGAUCAAUCAUCUCUUUACUGUAGUGAAAAAAAAAGUUUUGAGUUUGACUGUUCCAUUUUAGUAAAACAAAGGUUACAUUUAGAAAUGUAUUCAAAAAAUUCUAAAACAAAAUAUAAUAAUAGGUAUUUUUUCUUUUAUCAUCAACAACCCUCAUACAUAAACAGUGUUUUAAUGAUUUAUAAGUGUUAUAGUUUCUGAUUUUUUUUGUUUGUUAAAUAACUAUAGAAUAUCCAUUAUUGUUUUUGGGAGUUGGAUCCAUCCAUGGACUUUUGUAUUUAUAAUUUAAUAGUUCCAUUUCAGUAUUUAUUUAUAGAUUUUGUUAUUAUUAUUAUUAUUUCUUAAUAUUAUUCCUUAAAACUAUUACCUACCUGGUAACCUAUACAAAAUGCAAUAUACCAUAUAAACAUUAAUUUCCAAAACAAAUGUUAUAGGCAUGGCAUGCCUCGAAUGUGAAUCAAACUGAACUUGGUUAUAUUUAAAAUAUUGUUAACAGUUUAAAAUUAUAUUAUUUUUUUGUUGAUGUGUAGUUCCAUUACUUUAAUUAAAUUUAAUAGGUUUUUAUCCUAAACAUGAAUGUUAAUAAUAAUUAUUUAAUAUCAAAUAGAGUUCCUAGAGCUUACUGACAAAUUUUUUUAAACAGGGUGUUGGUUUAUUCGAAUUUUUUAUUAAAACAUUUAAUUAUACUUAAUAUAUUUGUUACUCUCAAAGUUGCCAAUAAUUGAAAUUUAAUUUCAUACUUCAUUGUAAAUUGUUUUAAAGUAUUUAUCUCCAUUGUUCCUCUACUAUAGUUUUUUAAUUUAUACAAUGAUACCUAUUGAAUUAUCGUAUUUAUAUUGAAUAUUAUAUUGUUUUAUUGACUUGGUCUAGUCUUAUUUGCAUGUAAUAAAUAAUAACAACUAUGAUCAAAAAUAUUUAUCUAUAAUUAGUAGGUAAAUUAAAUGUACACAUAUUUCUUAUAUUAUAUUCAUUACUAUCUGUUUAUUUAUUGGCACUUAAUUACAAUUAAAAUAAUAUUUUUAGUUAUGACUAAAGCAAGGAAAGUUAUUUGGUGGGAUUAAUUUUGUUUAAAAUAAAUUCUAGUUGGCUCAUUAGUUUUCAAUAAUUUAUCACUGAAAGGUAGAUUUUAUGUAGUAUAUUGUAUUGGUACUUGUCUUGUAGCUAUCACAACACCAUUUGUGCUGAAAUCAAUCAUAGCCACACUCCAUGUGAAUUUGUAAUUUAAUAAAAAAUUCAAAAUUAUUUUAGUCUGUAAAGAAUAAGACUGAUAAGAAAACCAAAUCAAUGAUAGAAUAGACUCAAAUUAUUAAAUUUUAAUGGAGACAUUAAAUUAAGUAUGGAAUAACAUUUGGUAAUGAUUAAUAUAUUAUCUGUAAUAAAAAAGUAAGUUAAAAUUAAAUAACCUUUCAAUUUAUUAGUAUAAAUCGACGCCCCAGUUCUUGAACUGAAAUUGUCAUAAGAUGGAGUACAUAACUCGGAUUUGUUAUAUUUCGAGUUGUUGCAGUCUUGAACUGGAGCGUUGAUAUUAUAUAUUGUGCAUAACAUACAACAAAUUUCAGUAAGUAGCAUACAAGGCUAGUACCAUAGUAUUAAAAAAAUAUUUAUAAAUUUGUCACAUACAUUUUACCUACACUAUUAAUUAUAUUUAAAUUUAUGUUCCUAUUUGUAAUAUUUAUUUUUCUUGCUUUAUAACAGUAGACUGUGUGUACUAAAUAUUGUUAACAACUUUUAAAUCUCUUAACAUAGGUAAAAUUCCUGUGAAUAUAAUUUUAUUAUUAUAGUAAUUAUAAACACCAAUACAUUAAACAUAUUGAAUUUAAUCAUAUACUUUAAUAUGGGUAUAUUAUACAUUUAUAAAAUAUAUAUUAAUAUAAUGCUACUGCUAUUAUAUAACCUAGGGUCCAAUCUAGAAAUAAUUAUAACUUGACAUACGUUUUAAUAUAUUAAUAUUGUAUUCUUUAGCUUUAUAUAAUAAUAAUAUAUAAAAUAUUGAAUAGGUAAUAUUAUAUUUAUAUUAUUGUUGUAGAUAAUUUUAAAAGACAAUUAUUUUUACACUGUUACCGUUUAAUACAUUCGUUUAACAUUUCUAGUCUUGUUUAGUCAUUAUUCAUAUAAUCAUAUUGAAUUAGUGUUACUUUUAAAAAUAGAAGUGAUUUAUUUAUUAGGUAUAUUAUUAUUGAUGCGUUUGUUAGCUUAGUUAAUAUAUUAUAAAUAUGUGAUAAACUGAUAACUGAUAAUUAAAGAAAAAAGUCUAUCGUACCUAUUUGGUAAAUUUGUUCAAUAAUACCUAUAUUCAAUAAAUAUCAUAACAUACAUGUAUUGUUUGUAUUGUUUAUAUUACUUGA
Messenger RNA from Metopolophium dirhodum (rose-grain aphid), 3838 nucleotides. Its product is annotated as calmodulin-lysine N-methyltransferase-like. The record is from RefSeq and is a predicted model, not a curated record. Gene Ontology annotation, biological process: mRNA splicing, via spliceosome. Gene Ontology annotation, cellular component: precatalytic spliceosome; nucleus; cytoplasm. The transcript is spliced from 3 exons. The coding region runs from base 469 to 1308 and encodes 279 amino acids. Gene Ontology annotation, molecular function: RNA binding; protein binding; zinc ion binding. Lineage: Eukaryota; Metazoa; Arthropoda; Insecta; Hemiptera; Aphididae.